Messenger RNA from Oncorhynchus kisutch (coho salmon), 2446 nucleotides. Its product is annotated as ubiquitin carboxyl-terminal hydrolase 37-like. Gene Ontology annotation, molecular function: cysteine-type deubiquitinase activity. Gene Ontology annotation, biological process: G1/S transition of mitotic cell cycle; protein deubiquitination. The transcript is spliced from 10 exons. The record is from RefSeq and is a predicted model, not a curated record. Bases 469 to 1149 code for a protein of 226 amino acids. NCBI's taxonomy places the organism in Eukaryota, Metazoa, Chordata, Actinopteri, Salmoniformes, Salmonidae. Gene Ontology annotation, cellular component: cytosol; nucleus.
GUUAGUUUGGCUUGUUUUCAGAAUUCACAACGAAAUGCCUCCAGCUGUCCAUCACCACUGUAAAUAUAAGAGUGGUUAUAGAGGAAAAAACGUCAGAAAGCAAAUUCAGUUGAUGUGGAGCAGAAGACAAGAAAGAAGAAGGAGAGGGGCACUUCAUCCCCCUCUCCAAUUCCAUCUGACUGUUCUGAACGGAAUGGCUCCGCUACCUCUGACCCCUCACCCUCUGACCAACUCUCCUCCCUCCAUCCACCUCCCUCUCCUGUUAAAUGUUCCUCUCAGCCUUGCUCUCCUGCUAAACAACCCUCUGUACCCCGGUCACCUGCCAAAAACCCUUCCCCAGUGAAAUCCUCUCCAGUGGUGUCCCACCCUAGUUCUCCCUCUCCUACCAACCCUCUGGACCGUCAUGGAGACACCAGUCAGGAGGGCACAACAGUCAGACCUCUGUCUCUUCAGGAACACUCUAGUCCAAUGCCCCAGAGACCAGUCUCAGCCACCAGAAGCAUGACUCUUCCCAGGGCCAGCUCAGCCACCAGAAGCAUGACUCUUCCCAGGACCAGCUCAGCCACCAGAGGGUCAGAAGAGACCCAGGGGCCCAGAGGAGAACGGGGGGAACUGGUCAACAUGGAACUUCUUGGGUUGCCUAACAUUGGCAACACUUGCUUCCUUAACGCCACCCUGCAGUGCCUCCUGGUCCUGCCUUCCUUCUCAAAGGAAAUCCUGCACCAGGAACAACUCUGGAGCUCCUCCCCCUUCUCCAACCUGCUCAGGUGUCUGUCUAAUGUGCACCGUUCAGGUCUACCUGACAGUGUGGCAAACCAGGCCUCAAAAACAGACCUCAUGUGGAAGGUCAAGUACUCCUUGUCGGGAUACGAUUUGAAGUAUCUGGGGGACAUGCAACAGGACGCACAUGAGUUACUUGUCAAUAUGCUGUGCCAACUGAAGGAGGAGGGCAUGAUUCUGAAGACACUCGGGAUGAACUAUACCUGCCCUGUUUCCCAGCUGGAGUUCCAACUUGUGUCGGUGCGCACAUGUACCAGCUGUGGGCGCGAGUCGUCUACCAGAGAGGACUACAACCACCUCUCAUUGGAUUUCAGCCCUGAGCGCACCUUGCUGAACAGCCUAGCACUCACUUUCAAAGUCAGCACUUAGGGCUCAGCCCUGCAUGUAGAGACUAACACCCAGGGCAAGCUGCCCACUGCCUCAGAAUACGCUAUCUUAUUAUUGUAGUUCCACUCACUGCCUCUGUGAGUUGUCCCUUUAUAACCUCUCAUAGUACUAGCAGUGUUUAAUGUCCUGAGCCUUUAGGAGUAGUUACCUUCCUGAGCAGGUUGUAGGACUUAGAGGUGAGCACCACCAAACAUAUUUCACUCAUCUGUUACUUUGUUGACUGGUUUCAUUGUCUGUCUGUUCAUCUCUCUUCCUCUCUGUUUCUGGGCAGUGUGCUGGUUCUGCAUCUGAAGAGGUUUGGAGGACCUGGGGGGUUGGAGAAGCUGGAGGCUCCUCUUUUGUUUCCUUCGGAGCUGAGGCUCUCCACCCUCUGUGGGGACAUGGUGCCACACCUGCACAGUGCCAGCCCACAGGCCCUCACCAACCAGGCCCCCAGCAUUCAGGGGUCCAUCCCCCAGACCCUCGCCAGCCAAGUCUCCAGCCCACCUGGAGAGGCCAAAGACAGCGCCCUCUGCUGUUCAGAAGCAGAAGCCAGUACAGUCAGUGAAUGGUUACUACCAGCUGACUGGCGUAGUCUCUCAUUUGGGAGGUUCCGCAAACUUCGGGCACUACAUUAGUGACAUAUUGCAUGCCCGUGGAAACUGGUUCUGCUGUAACGACAGCCAGGUGUCAAUGUCCAAUGAAGCCACUGUGCUGAGGACCAGAGCCCGGAGUGCCUACAUGCUCUUCUAUAUGUUCAGGUACUGCUUACUCUCGCCAUCUAUAUUCUUGUGUUGCUAUUUAUGUGUACGGUUCCUUUCACCCUACAGGGCAAUAGAGCGGGAGGCCCCAGCACACAGAGCCUAACAGGGCCACCAGCAUCAGCCCCAGCCUAAACAGGGGCAGCACCUGGACCAGCCUCCAAACACUCAGACCUGUCUCAACAGGGGUAGUACCAGGCCCACUCUCAAGACCCCCAGCCCAGCCUCAACCCUCACACACCUGCCUCAAAAUGGGUAGCACUUGGCCCAACAUCAACAACUCCGAGCCCAGCCACAACAGGGGCAGCACAAGACCCAGCCCCAACACCCUCAGACCUGCCUCAACAGGAAGAUUUAUCGUCUGGGAUUCAGGCCGGUCCUAACAGGAAACGUGACAGAGGGAAGCAGCUGUAAUGGAGCCUUCUAACACCCAAUCAGGUCUGGAGGAGGAAUGUCACAUAAAGAUUCAGAGAUGCUAUGAGUAUCUUUUGAAGUUACUCUCCAGUUGUAUCCAUUUGAAUAAAUACAGACAUGAAAAU